Molecule: messenger RNA, 968 nt
Organism: Oppiella nova
Lineage: Eukaryota; Metazoa; Arthropoda; Arachnida; Sarcoptiformes; Oppiidae
Source: the annotation of a GenBank genome assembly
CCUUCCUGUGGCACCAACGCAUACCCUCCUAUGUUAUGGAACUGGAGGGCAAAAAGGCUGAGCUCGAGAAAGUGGUUAAGCAUCACAUCAAUACAGUCGCUAAACAUUUUAAGGGUAAGAUCUACGCGUGGGAUGAGGUCAACGAGGUUCUCAAUGAGGACGGGUCGGGCAAUAAGCUGAGGGACAGCCUAUUCUCCAAAACCUUGGGCACUGGUAACUCAAUCGAGGGUCACCUGCGAGAUCAGGCCAAACAGAAAUACAUCGGGUCAGCCAUGACCUCCCAUGCCCUGGGAGAUCAACAAUACCUGGAUAUAUUAGGCCAGGAGUUCAAUUGCAUGACACCUGAGAAUGAGAUGAAGUGGGGAUUACUGGAGACCAGUAGAGGACAGUAUAACUGGACAAAAGCCGACAAAAUGGUGGAGUUUGCACAGACACAUGACAUGAAAAUUAGGGGACAUACCUUCAUAUGGCACAAUGAGUUACCUUCAUACGUGGGUACACUUGAUGGCAAAAAGGCUGAGCUCGAGGAAGUGGUCAGGGCCCAUAUUAACACAGUGGCCGCACAUUUCAAAGGUAAGAUCUACGCGUGGGAUGUGGUCAAUGAGGUGCUCAAUGAGGACGGGUCGGGCAAUAAGCUCAGGGACAGCAUAUUUUCGCGAACUCUAGGCUCCGGUUUCAUUGAGGAGGCUUUCCGUACGGCACACGCGGCCGACCCUAACGCCAAGCUAUACAUCAAUGACUACGGCAUCGAAGCCAAGAAUAAUAAGUCGGACGCAUUAUACGAGUUGGUGAAGGGCUGGAAAGCUAAUGGAGUGCCCAUGCAAGGGGUCGGUAUGCAGGCACACUUCAAGGAGGGUGAGGUUCCCGCAACCCUUCAGGAAAACAUUAAACGGUUUUCCGAUUUGGGAGUGGAUGUGGCUAUUACUGAGCUUCAGGUUAGGUAUCUAAUGCCUGCCUCAGCUGAUAAG